Alternaria alternata is the source of this 1453-nucleotide messenger RNA. RefSeq lists its product as hypothetical. The transcript has a single exon. The record is from RefSeq and is a predicted model, not a curated record. The coding region runs from base 68 to 1180 and encodes 370 amino acids. Lineage: Eukaryota; Fungi; Ascomycota; Dothideomycetes; Pleosporales; Pleosporaceae.
CUCCUAAUCUACUUUAUGCGCCUUUAUCCUCGAUAGCUACAUCGUAAGGUCCCAAAUUUGUGACACCAUGGCUUCGCGACUCCUCGAACUCCCACGAGAGAUCCGAGAUCUUAUCUAUGAUUAUGUCCUUGUACGCGAUGUUAUUCCGGUCCAAUGUGCAGCCGUCCUAUCGGAAGUCGCAGCUAGCCGCAGCCCUGGGAUUUGUAGACAGCUCGACAAGAACUACCCGUUGAGACGCAUACGCGCUACGCGCCGCAUUUGGUACAUACCUCGCUUCGAUAUUGGUCUGACCUCCGCGGCGAACGAUUCAGGGGAGCUGAGGAACAUCCAGAUGACGUACCAACUGGGAAUGCCAUCAGAUAUGCUGUCCAGCCGCAGGAUAGAAAUUCGGCUGUUGCAAACAUGCCGACAAAUUUACCACGAAGCUAGGAAGUCCUUCUACGGAAAAAAUCUGUUUAGCUUUACAGCAGACUUUAGCGUCCCGACUGCGUUCGCGUUCCUGUGCGACAGGCCUGCCACAUCCCUGAAGCUUAUCUCGUCAAUCAAGCUUGUUUUAGUGGAGGCGAGCAACUUGAGGGGCACUAUAGGAGCUCAUUAUCCUGUGCUUCGCAGGUCAACAGACUCGCUGGUGUUGCAAUUCGCUUACAACCACUUCACGGAUCUUUGUACUCUGCUAUCCACUUCGCGCAUGGAUUUGCGGCGGCUACAUCUUAGCAUCAGCAGUUUACAUCAACGAUAUGACGUAGCUCCUUCUUUGGUCAAAGAAUGUUUGUCUUGGGAAGCAGAAAAGACCGAUGGACCGCGACCAUGGAUCGCUUCCUGGAUUGACCCUUUGACGAAGGUGGAAAGUCUUGAACACCUCAACAUACAUUGGGUUUUUGAUCGACCACGGCUUUGUAGAGUGGCAGACACGAUCUCUCAUAUGCGGUGCCAAAUGCUUGCAGACACUCGAAGCACGCUAGCUGAUCGGCCAGGCGCAUCGGAUGCAUCCAGACUUGAUUACCAACUGCACUAUCGAGUCGCCAUACAAGAUGGCAUCUCCAUUAGUUAUGAGGUAUCUAAGAAGGACUUGGACAGUCACAGGUCGGCUGGUGAUGAUAUUCAAUCCAGUGGAGAAGAGUUGAUGACUGCGUGGCGGCGACAAGUGCGAGAAAUAUUCGAGGCUUCCAGAUGUUUAUAGCCUUAUCGUUGUAUAUCAACCAGUCACGAACGAGGAGGGUGGAUUGUACCGCCGCAGCCCAAAUUGAAGGAAAGCCGUUGAAUUUAGUUGCUGUCAACAACAGAAGCGCCCACAGGUAGUGUGUACGCCUGUAUUGACAGUGAACAGCGUGCGAUCUAUCUUGCGGCUGGAAGAUCUGCGUCCGAUCGGAGUAAGGCGAUCUGGGGUUCCGAAAAGAAACAAGGUGCAGCUUUUGCUCUUUGUGCAAGGGAUUCCCUAAGCCGCCUGCAAUCA